Molecule: messenger RNA, 843 nt
Organism: Paraglomus occultum
Lineage: Eukaryota; Fungi; Glomeromycota; Glomeromycetes; Paraglomerales; Paraglomeraceae
Source: the annotation of a GenBank genome assembly
AUGCAGGCUUGUACAAAGCCGAUUCGCUUUCAGAAUGCAUCCGUUAAUUUGGCUAAUCGUGAAAUUCUUCCUAGUCUUUCUCCCGUCAGCAUAAAAGGGACGCAUGGGAGAACUCGCCGAAUCACCGAUUUUCGGAUACGUCCUUGGAUGUCGAACGAGAUAAUAGUUGGUUACGUUGACGGUAGUGUCAGAUUAUUUCGAUAUAAUAACUCUAAAAAAUCUAUAGACGAUACCAUCUCGAUAUAUCCUAGUAAUUCGUCAGAGGUUUCCUCAGUGAGAACAGGACCAAACGAUUGUUUUGCUUUCACGUUGCUAGGGAAUGCAGCCGAUGCAGGGUCCCUUUACGUUGGGCAUGGCGCUAUGCCAGUAGUAUACCAGGUUCCGCUUAAUCGAAGAACGUCUAUUUGGACUUCAUCAAUGUCUCAUAACACGUCAUUGAUAGCACUGGGCAGUUCGCGUAGCGUGAUUGUUGUUAGUGGAUUAGAUGAUGGGAAUGCUCAGAACCUAAUGGAUAUUAAGACAUCUAGUGAUGUCUUUGUCACUCAUGCCGAUUACAACGAGUCUUCAAGCAUAUUAUACGGCUGUAGAGACGGCUUAGUCAGACUGUUUGACUUGCGGAGCAGGCGAUCGCGCUGUGGAUUUAAAUUUCAUCUAUCGUCCUCCGUGUGUCAUAUUGAACAAAUUGGAUCUUGGUAUCUGUUGACUAGUGCGAUGAAUGGAUCUCUUGAGUUGUGGGAUCCUCGAUAUAUAAGUAUCCCCGUUAUUAAGUUCAAUGAUCAUCCAGAUUGUGAUCAAGAUGGCAAUAGCUCCACAGUAGACGUUAAUGAAGAUUUAUCACGGUAG